AACCAGUGGGUCGUUGUCAGAGUGGACUGAGAACCGAGAGGAUUUACACACAACACACACCGAGAUCAGAGCCCACAGAAACACACUCUGAACCUGGAUUACAUUACCGACAUGGUGACGAUCAGACUCCCAGCAGCUCUCUUUGUGAUUUAUCUCCUCACACACUCUGCCUCAGGCUCCUAUCCCCGAGCACAGAAUGUCACUUGGAGAUCCACCAACUUCAAAACCAUUUUGACCUGGGAGCCCAAGCCUUCAGCGGAUUACUCCUACACCGUGGAGUUCUCUGCGAUUGGCAGGGACAAGGAGAGGAACCCUCACUGUAUCCGGUCCACAGCCACAAUGUGUGACCUGUCCGUGUCCCUCACUGAUCCGAAUGCCUGCUACACGGCGGACGUCCUCUCCACCCCCCUGCUGGGGGAGCUCACUGAGCUCACAGAGUUCCCCAACACCGCCUCGCCUCGCUUCUGCCCCUCCAAAGAUACUGAAAUAGGCAGACCUGACUUCAAGCUGAAGGUCAGCGAAGACAAAAAGAAUACCACUCUGUACGUGUCCGACCCAAUCACCGCCCUCUUCAAAGAUGGCCACCAGCAGACCAUCAGGGACAUCUUCUCCGAACAGCUGCAGUAUAAAGUCACCUACUGGAGAAAUAAGAGCAGUGGCAAGAAAGUGUUAUACUCUAAUAGCAAUGAGAUAGAGGUGAAGGAUCUGGACCGAGGGGAGAGCUACUGCUUCAACGUUCAGGCCUACAUCCCCAGCAGAGACACGGACAAACAGCUGGGGGAGAUGAGCCAGACGCAGUGCUCUAAGGACGACAACGAGUCCAUCUUCGAAGUGUAUUCAAUCGGUGUGAUCGCUGCGGCCAUCUUCCUCAUCCUGCUGCUGAUCGGCUUCAUCAUCGCCAUCACUGUGGUCUGCAUCAAGCGUAGGAAGAACGCUCUGCAGAAGGAGAAAGAAGAAGUGCCUCUCAACCGUGUAUAGAGACACACACACACACACACACACACACAUAUACACUGUGGGAACAUGCGGUACAACUACACUGCUCUUGUGAGGAGGGCAGAUGUAAUCCAGAUUUCGUGUCAAACACUGGAAUCUAUCCUUUAGUUUCUAUGAAACUGCUUCUGAAUAUGUUGGACAUAUUUGAUUUCUUUUUCACUUUAUGCUGCCGAAAAAGAGACUUUAGAAACACUGUUUCAACACCUACUACUGUACACUCGUCGUCCUGCUGAACUGUAAUAUUUCAUUCCUGGUUUUUAUAUCUGGUACUGCUGACUGUAGAUAAACACUACCAACUGAUUUUAUUUAUUUCAUUUUAAGUGUAUUUUCCAACUUGAAACUUUUGGGAGACUUUAUGGGAAAUCAAUCUAGAUUAUAUUAUUUUUGUAUCUGAUGCUUAAUUUAUUUUAACUGUGAUUAACAUAUGUGUACAUGAUGUGAUUUUUAGCUGUUUUAUACUUCAGAUUGUUGAGGAUUAUUUUAUAUUGUGGUGAAAUGUUGGAAAUCUAAUAAAUAUUUUGCAGAAA
Molecule: messenger RNA, 1523 nt
Organism: Notothenia coriiceps (black rockcod)
Lineage: Eukaryota; Metazoa; Chordata; Actinopteri; Perciformes; Nototheniidae
Gene: f3a
Product: coagulation factor III, tissue factor a
Exons: 7
Coding region: 112-978 (288 amino acids)
Biological process (GO): blood coagulation; cytokine-mediated signaling pathway
Cellular component (GO): plasma membrane
Molecular function (GO): protein binding; cytokine receptor activity
Source: RefSeq, a predicted model, not a curated record